AUGGCGGAUUUACCGAUACGUUCUAAACACGGAGCUGGAGCUGAAAACAGUCGGAUAGCGCGAAAGCUGGCGCAAGUGUUACCAUCAAAUGUCGUCGCUGACAUCUACCGGUGUUCGUUCAAGAAGCAGACGGGCGUGAGUCUCAAGAACAUGAUGGCGCACGGCGCCUUCCCCACAGAGCGCAACCUCCUCUCCUCCGCGCAGUUCCUGCAGCAGGAGCUGCCCGUGCGCCUCGCCCACCGCGUCACGGAGCUCGAAAACCUUCCCUACGGCCUCUCCACCAAAGCCCCUGUGCUCAAGGUCCGCGACUGGUACGUGGACUCGUUCAAGGACAUCCGCGGGUUCCCCGCCAUUGAGAGCCGCGAGGAGGAGCUGCGCUUCACGCACCUGCUGGCGCAGGUCAAGAUGCGCCACAACAACGUCAUCCCCACGAUGGCGAUGGGCAUCAACGAGUUGAAGCAGGACCUGGGGCGCAAGGGCCGGCUGGACGACCUAUUGGAGAUCCACCAGUUCCUCGACCGAUUCUACAUGUCACGCAUCGGCAUCCGCAUGCUCAUCGGCCAGCAUGUUGCGCUGCACGACCCCAACCCGCCCCCCCACUUCAUAGGGCUCAUCUGCACCAAGGUGUCGCCAGUGGAUGUGGCACGCAACGCAGUGGAUGAUGCGCGGUCGGCAUGCAUGCGCACGUAUGGCUCGGCGCCCGAGGUGGAGAUUUAUGGCGACCCUGACUUCACUUUCGCCUACGUGCCAACGCAUCUACACCAGAUGGUCUUUGAGCUCUGCAAGAACUCCCUGCGUGCUGUGCAGGAGCGAUUUGCCGAUGCUGACACCGACCCGCCGCCCAUCCGCGUGGUGGUGGCGGAUGGGAUCGAGGAUGUGACUAUUAAGAUAUCAGACGAGGGGGGUGGCAUCCCGCGCAGUGGUUUACCGCGCAUCUGGACAUACCUCUACAGCACUGCCCGCUCGCCUGCUGCCGCUGGCGCUCUGCAGGACACGCCUUCCAUCAUCGACGAUCCGCUUUGCGCGGAGCGGCAGUACCGCGGAGUGCGGCAGCGGCGGUGGGGGCGGUGGGUGUCGGAGAUCCGCGAGCCGCGGCGGGGUUUGCGCAUCUGGCUGGGGUCGCACAGCAGCGCGGAGCAGGCGGCGCGGGUGUACGACGUCGCCGUGCGACUGCUGCGAGGCGACGGCGCGAUCCUCAACUUCCCCGACGACCAGCGCGAGGUGCCUCUGCCUCCCGCCAUCGCCGAGUCUCUCAUCCACGCCUGCGCGGCCCUCUCCGCCAACGCGCCUCUUCCCGCCAACGCGGCUCCCGCCGCCCCUGAAUUACUGCCUCCAGCUGACAGCGCCGCGUCGCUCCCCCUCCACACACACGCUGGCCUCUCCGUCCCUGCCUUGCUGCCUUCUGCCGGCAUAGCCGGGCCCUGCGCGGCCCUCGCUGCCCUUGGUUCGCUCCAGACAUUGUCGUGCGUGGAAGGAGAGGCGAGGCAAGAGGAGGGAGCGAGCUUGGCUGCUGCGGCUGCUGUGACGGGCAGUGUGGCGGGUGGCAGUGUGGGUAGUGUGGAGAGGGGAGAGACGAUGGAGGAGGAACAAGAGUUGAAGCUACAGCAGCAGGAGGAACUGGUGCAGGAUGAGGAGCAGGAGCAGCCGCAGCAGGAGCAGCCGGAGCAGGAGGUGUGGGGGGAUGAGUUGGAAACGUUGCUGGCGUGCGAGCAGCAGAUUAGGCAGCAAGUGGCAGAGGAGCAGGGGGCGGAGGAGCAGGUGGAGGAAGAGCAGGUGGCGGGGGAGCAGGUGGCGGGGGAGCAGGUGGCGGGGGAGCAGGUGGCGGGGGAGCAGGUGGCGGGGGAGCAGGUGGCGGGGGAGCAGUUGGGGGAGGAGCAAGUGGGGGAAGAGCGGGUGGUGGGGGAGAAGGUGGGGCGAGAGCAGGUGGGGGAGCAGGUGGGGGAGGAGCAGUCGGGGGAAGAGCAGGCGGGGCAUGUUGACUGGUUGCUGGCAUGUGAGCAGCUGCCAGUUGAUGAGUUCACCGUGUGUGAUUCUCACGGCGCCCUGGUGGCAUGUGAUGCUGCUGGUGCUCGCGCCCUGGAUGCCGCUGCUACCCUGUGUGGUGCUGCAUCCCCGGUUGUGAAGGAGGCGGCGGUUGGGAUUUGGGAGGAGAUAGGACGAGGAGGGGCGCACGAUAGCGCGGCCUCUGUGUCGGCUCCAGAAAGUUCCGCGGCAGCUCCCGCGGGGGAAGGCUCCGCGGAGCGCAGGGAUGGCGGAGCGACGGAAGCGGCGGACGGCGCGAGGAGCGCGCAGGGGGAGCCGUUUUUGGUGCUCAACUUCUACCACUUUGCUGACGUGGAGGAUGCCCAUGGUGACGUGGAGCGGCACCGCGCGUUCCUGCAGGAGCGGGACAUUCGAGGCAGGAUAUACAUCAGCCACCAGGGCAUCAACGCACAGCUCAGCGGGCCAGCCUCACAUGUGAUGGAGUACGCAGACUGGGUGCGCAGCGAUCAGCGCUUUGCGGGAGUACCGCUGCAGCUGUCGCCCUCCCCCAUCGGCCACGCCUUCCCUCGCCUCCGCCUGCGCUACAAGCCAGCCCUCGUGCAGGUGGCAGGAGGCAUGCAGCACCUGUCUGCGGACCUCUGUGCCGCCACGCCCCUGUCGCCUGCUGAAUGGCGCAGCAAGAUCGACCAGAUGCAGCGGGGGGAAGGGGAGGGGGAAAGCGGGGAAGAUGGGGAGAGCAUGGGGCGUGGGGAGGAGGCAGUAGCGCGCACCAAGAAGAUUCUGCUGCUGGACGUGCGCAAUGGCUACGAGUGGGACGUGGGGCAUUUUGCCGGGGCAGUGCGCCCUCCCGUUGACAACUUCCGAUCCACCGAGUUCGGCCUGCAAGAGGACCACACUGAAGCCACCACAGCAGAGCAGCAGCAGCAACAGAAGCAGCAUCAGGAGGAAGAAGAGGAGGCAGGGGGACAGGAGGGGGCAUACGACCCGCUAGCAGAAGCAGACAAGGAGGAAACAGAGGUCCUCAUGUACUGCACGGGGGGCAUUCGCUGUGACGUGUACUCCGCGCUGCUCCAACAGCAGGGCUUUAAGCGCCUCUACACGCUUGAGGGCGGCGUCGCUCGGUACAUGCGCGAGCAGGGCGGCGAGCACUGGAACGGGCGGCUUUUUGUGUUUGACUCGCGGCUGGCUGUGCCGCCCAGGGAUUACCAGGUUGGGGGGAAGGUGCUGCGGGCUGCGGAGGAGGAAGGGGUGGAGAGGGUUGGGGAGGUGUUGGGGGAGGUGAUGGGGGGAGUGAUGGGGGCAGCGGAAGGGGAAGAGGAGGAGAGUGUGGAGUGUCAGAGGUGUGGAGGGCGGUUGGAGGAGGUGAAGCAUCGCAACUGUGCCAAUUCUGACUGCAACGCCCUCAUUCUGUUCUGCUCUGCAUGUGCCCAAGCCAUGAAUGGCGCCUGCAGCACCGAGUGCGCUGCUGCUCCGCGCCUGCGCCCCUUCCUUGCCCGUCCCGAGCCCUACCAGCGUCUGCACACCUACCUGCCCAUCGCCCCCCCUCCCCGCCCCCCCGGCUACGUGUCCCGCCGUGCCCUCAAGCGGCGAGCACGCAAGGCCAGACGCCUCGCUGCUGCAGAGGUGGGUGAGGGGCAGGGGGUGGAAGAGGGGAAGGAGGUGGGAGAGGGGCAGGAGGUGGAGGUGGCCGCCUGA
Molecule: messenger RNA, 3678 nt
Organism: Closterium sp. Yama58-4
Lineage: Eukaryota; Viridiplantae; Streptophyta; Zygnematophyceae; Desmidiales; Closteriaceae
Source: the annotation of a GenBank genome assembly